Molecule: messenger RNA, 762 nt
Organism: Melampsora larici-populina 98AG31
Lineage: Eukaryota; Fungi; Basidiomycota; Pucciniomycetes; Pucciniales; Melampsoraceae
Exons: 4
Coding region: 1-762 (253 amino acids)
Source: RefSeq, a predicted model, not a curated record
AUGAAACAAUCCCUUACAAACCAAAAGGGUUUCAUCACGAAAAAAUUUUCACCACACCACCACCACCACGCGCUCUCAACAUUCCCUAACGACACCUGCGACAGAAUGGAUACAAAUAUCCAACUUCGACCAUUGCUCACGGACCGUCCAUGUUGGACUUUUUUCUUUGACCAACACCCGACCCAACUUUCAAAAUACUUCACGAUACCUCACCUUGAGCCCUCAAGAUACAUUUACUUUUUCAAUUCAAGACCUCGCGCUGAUAUCAUUGGGUCACUAGCUGCUCAAUAUCGUCUUCUCGAAGCACACAGAGCUGAUGAUAGUCCUCUCCCAGGAAAAUUGACUGGCAUUCUGGGGAAUUCGAACAUGGUUGUUGCGACCCUAAUCCACUCGAAUUACGUUUUCGUGACUCCUGGGUUCCUUCCCGAACCGCCGCACCCAGACGACAAAAAAGGACGCCCGGUAGGGAUCUACUGCCCGGUUUGCAACGCCGGACUAAAGUACUGGACUCCCAAGGCUGACGCAUGGUCCAUUGGAUGCCCAAAUUCUCAAGAACAUAACACGCGAACAUGGCGCUGCGACCAAUUCAACCACGAAAGAACCCUCAUCAACCUUGGGUUUCCGAGGCCGAUCAUUUCGAGCUUCAAAGAUUGGGGACCACGUGUAUCACCUGCCGGCGUCAUUCUCGAUCCUCCUCCUACGCCUGCAUGGACACAAGAAUAUAUGCCCUUUCUUUUGGCCACUUGUGAGAUUUUGGGUUGA